Messenger RNA from Coniophora puteana RWD-64-598 SS2, 249 nucleotides. RefSeq lists its product as uncharacterized. The record is from RefSeq and is a predicted model, not a curated record. The transcript is spliced from 2 exons. NCBI's taxonomy places the organism in Eukaryota, Fungi, Basidiomycota, Agaricomycetes, Boletales, Coniophoraceae. Gene Ontology annotation, cellular component: cytoplasm; nucleus. Gene Ontology annotation, molecular function: protein binding. The annotation marks the transcript as partial.
AAGUACGCCUUGUCCCAUGGCCAGCCCGUCAACUCCGUUCUCGGGGGCGUCUUGCCCCUCCAUGCUGCCUGUGCGGGCGGUGACGAGCUCAUUGUGAAGCUCCUCAUUCAGCACGGUGCAGAUGUGAACGCUGCCAGGCUCCCUCUCCGCUACUCCGACAGAAACAACCGCGAUACCUCAAGCGGCCCCAUCGUCGGCACCUCCGGCUCCACUCCCCUGCACUUUGCUGCCGCCAACGGCCACGCCAAC